This is a messenger RNA of Penicillium macrosclerotiorum, 756 nucleotides long. RefSeq lists its product as uncharacterized. Gene Ontology annotation, molecular function: heme binding; oxidoreductase activity, acting on paired donors, with incorporation or reduction of molecular oxygen; iron ion binding. NCBI's taxonomy places the organism in Eukaryota, Fungi, Ascomycota, Eurotiomycetes, Eurotiales, Aspergillaceae. The transcript is spliced from 4 exons. The record is from RefSeq and is a predicted model, not a curated record. The coding region runs from base 1 to 756 and encodes 251 amino acids.
AUGCUUUUCAAACUCUGGGCUAGCAUUCUGAUCACUCUUUUUGGAAUUUCUGUGAUAGCUGCAUUUCUUAACCGCAAGAAAGAUCAUCGGCCUCUUCCUCCAGGGCCCCCACGGAAGCCUCUGGUCGGGAAUUUGGGUGAUUUGCCUAGACCAAAUGACCAAGAAUGGCAAUAUUGGCUUAAACAUAAGGAUCUAUAUGGACCUAUUAGUUCCCUCACUGUGAUGGGGAAGAACCUCAUCAUUCUCAACAAUGCCCAACUGGCAGUGGAAUUAUUGGAGAAACGAUCGGUCAUACAUUCGUCGCGACCGCAGCAGAAUUUUACUGACAUGUCGGGAUGGAAUAAUGUCCUCGGGGCGCUCAGAAACCCAGACCACACUAGACAGACUCGAAAACAUUUGUACCAGGAAAUCGGCUCUAAUAAAUCAGUAUCUCGCUUUAAUGAAAUACAGACAGCGGAGGUCAGUCGGUUUCUGUUGAGGGUGCUUGAAGAACCCGAUAAGCUGCAACAGCAUAUUAGAAAGUUAGGCCACCGCAUCACUGAAUUUCUGCAAUACAAGAUAGAGGCUGGAGCAAUAGUUUUGAAAAUUGGCUACGGUUAUACCAUUGAACCGCACAAGAGAGACCCUCUUGUUGAUCUCGCUGAUAAGGCUAUGGAAGACUUUUCCUUUGCUUUGCUUCCCGCAACAUGGGCAGUGGAUUUUAUUCCUAUAUGUGCGCUUUCCUUGACAAAAAUUCUGAAUUUGAGCCAAAUUUAA